Tarenaya hassleriana is the source of this 1447-nucleotide messenger RNA. Its product is annotated as zinc finger protein WIP2-like. Gene Ontology annotation, biological process: regulation of gene expression; anatomical structure development. The transcript is spliced from 2 exons. NCBI's taxonomy places the organism in Eukaryota, Viridiplantae, Streptophyta, Magnoliopsida, Brassicales, Cleomaceae. The record is from RefSeq and is a predicted model, not a curated record. The coding region runs from base 14 to 1150 and encodes 378 amino acids. Gene Ontology annotation, cellular component: nucleus. Gene Ontology annotation, molecular function: DNA-binding transcription factor activity.
CUCUCUCCCCACCAUGAGUGAUCCAUACUCCAAUUUCUUCACAGGUUGGUUCAAAUCCAGCCCUUUUCUUCAUUACCCUAAUUCCAACCCCACUUACCCUUCUCCUCCUCCUCCCUUCUUCUUCCCUCACGGCAGCGGGGGUGGAGGACUCAGCCACCGCCGUCUACCGUCCCCACCUCCGUCGCCUCCUCUCCGGGAAGCUCUUCCCCUCCUCAGCCUCAGCCCCGCCAACAAACAACAAUACCCCCAACAUGACCAAGAGCCUUCCACUUCGAUGGAUAUCGACCACGACAAAUCAUCUUCCCACCAUAACUAUAAUCAUCAUCAUCAAGACCCUCAUGAUGAUGAUCAUCAUCAUCAUCACAUGACUUCUAAUCUUGACGAAGGCGAUGUCACUGUGGCUCUUCAGAUAGGGCUUCCCAGCCCUAGCGCCGAAGAGAUGGCCUCUGUGUUGAUGAUGCCUUCGUCUUCGGACAGCAUCAAGUACGACAAGAAGGAUCUUGACCAUCGUUGUCUCGGCGGAGGCGGAGAAGACGACGAGGAAGAGUCCGGCGGCGGCGGAUGCAGAUUAAGUAGACUGAACAAAGGCCAGUAUUGGAUCCCAACACCUUCUCAGAUUCUAAUUGGCCCUACCCAGUUCUCUUGUCCUGUUUGCUUCAAGACCUUCAACAGAUAUAACAACAUGCAGAUGCAUAUGUGGGGACAUGGAUCACAGUACAGAAAAGGGCCAGAAUCAUUGAGAGGAACGCAGCCGACGGGAAUGCUGAGGCUGCCGUGCUAUUGCUGCGCGCCGGGCUGUCGGAACAACAUCGACCAUCCGAGAGCGAAGCCCCUCAAGGAUUUCAGAACCCUUCAGACACAUUACAAGAGGAAACACGGCAUCAAACCCUUCAUGUGUCGGAAAUGCGGCAAGGCUUUCGCGGUUAGAGGAGAUUGGCGGACGCACGAGAAGAAUUGCGGUAAGCUCUGGUAUUGCAUCUGCGGGUCGGAUUUCAAGCACAAGAGAUCUCUCAAAGAUCACGUCAAGGCCUUCGGAAAUGGCCAUGGAGCUUAUGGCGGCGCUGAUGGGUUUGACGACGAGGACGAGCCAGCUUCUGAGGUAGAGCAAUUAGAUAAUAAUGAUCAUGAUCAGUCUAUGCAGUCCAAGUAGCUUUAGUUAAUUAGUACAUAUGAAAACAAAACUCGUUUUUAAUUAAAUGGACCAAGUUUUUUGUUGGAGGUAAACCUUUUUCCAAGUAAUAUAUAUAUAUAUAUAUAUAUAUAUAUAUCAUAAUCGGUUUAAAAAAUAAUUGAAGGGUCUAGCUUUGGUUUUUUUUUAACUUCCUCGUAUUUAAAAGUGUACCUGUAAUGCCUUUGUUAAGUUGAUGUACGAGACAACAUGUAGAAUCCUGACUAACGAACUUGGAUGUUCAUGCUGCCUAUAUAUAUACACUUGGGAUGUUUUAUA